Messenger RNA from Dunckerocampus dactyliophorus (ringed pipefish), 3253 nucleotides. RefSeq names its product zinc finger protein 367 (gene znf367). NCBI's taxonomy places the organism in Eukaryota, Metazoa, Chordata, Actinopteri, Syngnathiformes, Syngnathidae. The record is from RefSeq and is a predicted model, not a curated record. Gene Ontology annotation, molecular function: RNA polymerase II cis-regulatory region sequence-specific DNA binding; DNA-binding transcription factor activity, RNA polymerase II-specific. Gene Ontology annotation, biological process: central nervous system development; regulation of transcription by RNA polymerase II. The transcript is spliced from 5 exons. The coding region runs from base 480 to 1424 and encodes 314 amino acids. Gene Ontology annotation, cellular component: nucleus.
GCGCCUGUGCGGCCAACCUCCGUUUCGUUGGCCAAUCUGGGUGCCCACCACGAGUGAGCGCCCAUACUGUUCAAACCUGAUUGGAUAUAAUGUUUGGACCAAUCACACCCACGGUUUUGCCACGACGUUCCGGCUUAGGGGCUGUCAACUUGCUCCUAUUGGUCACUUUGGUCAUGUGGGUGUGAGUCAGUGUAUGUAAUUGGUUGGUUUGCUGCUCGGGCGCGAUUUUGCAACGCGGUAUAACACUUGUGUGGGCGCAUUCUGGUCAGAGCGGACUUGCAGCACCAAGAUUAACAUUUGUAAAACUUAUUUUAUUUUUUUUACUAUUCCGGAUACUUUGUAGCUGAAUACGGAGUUGUUUCUUGCUCUCUGGAAAUGGACAUAUUCACGCCGGAUUAACACGGCGCGACAUUUUCAUAUUGUUAAAGAAUAGCUGCUCAUUUUCAGCCAUUUCCGUUUUUUUUGACGGCAUCCAAACAAUGGCCGACAUCAAACACCCGCAUGUCAUCUUUUGUAACGACUCACCCAAGAGGGUUCUGGUGUCCGUCAUCAAGACCACUCCGAUCAAGCCCACGAAGGCCGAGGCCAUGACUCCCACCAGCCCGGGGUUCAGCGACUUCAUGGUCUACCCGUGGAAGUGGGGGGAGAACGCCCACAACGUGACACUGAGUCCGGGCUCACUGAGCGGGGCUUCCUCUCCCAGCGGGACCACCGGAGAGGCCGACGCGGCUCAAUCACCCGAUCAGAUGAAGGAUGGUAUUCGCAGAGGUCGUCCGAGAGCUGACACUGUCCGAGAGCUGAUUAGUGAAGGGGAGACGUCCUCCAGCCGCAUCCGCUGCAACAUCUGCAACCGGGUGUUCCCCAGAGAGAAGUCGCUCCAGGCUCACAAAAGAACACACACAGGCGAGCGACCGUAUUUGUGUGACUAUCCAAAUUGCGGCAAGGCCUUCGUCCAGAGUGGUCAGCUGAAGACGCACCAGCGGCUGCAUACUGGAGAGAAACCCUUUGUCUGCUCAGAAAAAGGAUGUGGCAAUCGAUUCACGCACGCCAACCGUCAUUGCCCCAAGCAUCCAUUUUCCCGCCUCAAGAGGGAGGAGCCAAAGGUGGGGACAGGCAAGGCGCAGUCUGUGGACAACAAAGCUGUGGCAGAGUGGCUGGCAAAGUACUGGCGGACCCGUGAGCAGCGCGCCCCCACCACCAUCAACACCAAGGGGAAGGUGCAGAGCAAAGCCAGAGCACAGGACCAGGAGCAGCGGGACCCCAUGGAGUUCCUCGAGUCCGACGACGAGAAGGGCGAAGAGGAGGAGAUGGCGGAGGAGGAGAAGGGCAGCCAUGGCGGAGCCGCCAAGCGUCGUCUCCAGGAGCAGCGGGAGCGUCUCCAUGGUGCUCUGGCGCUCAUUGAGCUGGCCAACCUGUCUGGCUGAGCAGCACGCCAAAUCACUUAUGUCCAGCCCCAGUCUGCCUUCCUUUGUGCUGUAGCUAGAGAACCAUCCCCUAACACAGAUCCACUCUUGCUUCAAGAACCGGCCUGAGAUCAGUGUUUGUGCACAGCAACCCCCACCCCUCCCCUUGGAAGGCACAAGCUAAAGCACCUUAUUCAGCUUCCAUUUAUCCUUUUUAGGCUGCUAUUGUAGAUUUUACUAUAUGAAGAAUGUCGCUCUUCUUUUCUGCCUUUUAAAGGCGAUCAAAGAGUACCUAUUGUGUUCUUAAGUUGUCUUCUUGUUUGCACUUUUACGGUAACAAGUUUUUAAAAAGGUAUGUUUGGAGUGUGUGAUUGUAAAUAUGGUUGAAGAUUUGAUGACGGGGUGUAACGGCUCACGGUCCUGCCAACUCACGGCCUCUUGUCAGUGUAAGACAGAGAGAAGCAAAAAAAAAAAAAAUGGCGUUUACCUGCACUAGGCGAAGGGAGAGUGGGAUUUUUAGGGGAUGGGGGUGGGAGUACAGUCAGACAUGUUUCCUUUCUGCGAGGACAGGUGAUCAUUGCAAGCACUAAUCCACUUCUCACGUUGAACAGAACAUGCACUUAAGACCCUUUUCCACCCAGCAGUACACUCCGGUGCAAAAGUUUUAGUCUUUGUUGUGCCACAUUUGGCACAUUUGAACUUUGUUUCCACCCAGCGGUACAGCUCGGUUCAGUUCACCACGGUACAGUUUAGAUCAGGAAAACGGUCGCCUCUGUACCAAAGAGGCAACCGCAAAAUUGCAGCAUGCGCCGUACAGCUACAUUUGUGCAACACAAAAGUGCAGGACAAGUAUGUGCCAGGUGUUAAACUGCACACCCCUAUACCGACACAUACAGUACCAGUCAAACGUUUGGAGAUACUUUCCCAUUCAAUUAUAUGUAGAACUGUCUCCAAACAUUAGAUUGGUACUGUAGGUGGUGUGCCACCUGUGUUGCGGCUUUGAUACUACUCAAGAGUCUCUAGUGUGUCUAGCCCCACCCUUGGAGUACAGUACUGUACUGCUUGGCGGAACCAAGGCCAAGACAGAAUAUUAAAUGUUUGGUAUAAAUUAGUAAAGAGGCUUAUUGUAUCACUUCUUCAAAUGUACAUAUUGACAGUUCACUCUGAGCUUAUGGUUCAUCUUUCUUGGACUGUUGGGUCAGUGUGUAAAAAAAAAAAAAAAAAUGAAGCACUUGGGUUUAUUUAAAAUUAAUAAAUAAAAUCUUGGAUUACGGCUUGCAAUGCCUGAAAUACACAUGCUGUCCAGGAAAAAGCCUCCAGUUUGUUUGUCAAACAGAUUUUUGUUGUAUUGUAGUGCAGGGUUGUCUUUUAAGCUACACUACAUAAGAACACUGUAUCAUGCUUCCUACUACCCAUACUUCAUUUUCUGUUUUAUUUUCCGAGCCAAUCGUACAUAACAAGUGAUUUAGGAUUGCAUUUGUUGGAUUCCCACACGUCCCAAGAGGCGAAACUGGAAGUUAGUUGAGAAUCAAGGCACCAAAUGAUGCUUUGUGUAGUAUAUUCUGAAGCAUUUCUUCUAACCCUUAGGCUUGUUUUUUUGGUUUUGUUUUGUUUUAUGAGUGAGCGUGGUUUGAAAAAUGAUGGCAUUUAAUAUAUACAUAGAAUAAUAUUGAUUGUGCACAACUUACCAAGAGCUUUGUCGUGGAAUUGUAGAAUCAGUUCUCUCUCAUCUUAACAUCUUCUGACAUGUAUCGAGUGACCCUUACUUGGUUUGGUUUCUAUGGUAAAGCUUCUCUACCAAGCUGUCCAUUCUGUGAUAGACUUGCUGGUUUUCAAUAAACAUUCACACA